This is a messenger RNA of Physella acuta, 2020 nucleotides long. RefSeq names its product alpha-(1,3)-fucosyltransferase C. Gene Ontology annotation, cellular component: membrane. Lineage: Eukaryota; Metazoa; Mollusca; Gastropoda; Physidae. Gene Ontology annotation, molecular function: fucosyltransferase activity. The record is from RefSeq and is a predicted model, not a curated record.
AUAUCAAUUUAUACCCCCCUCCCCUCCAGGUUAACAGUUUACCUUUCGCUGCAAUGAUUGAGUUUUUCUGAGCUACUGAGCCAUAUGAUCACAGUGAAUCUUCUUAUGGUUUUCUGAUAUUUCGCCACAGAGUGCCACGUCUUUCAAGCUACACAUCAAGAUGAGGGUUACCCGCUUGUCUCCAUGUUUUCAAGUUUUUAUUUUCGUUGCCGUGGUUACCGGCAUUGGCCUGUUGAACGUCGUAUUACUCCCACGCGCUGGGCGGGGCGUGGACAAGAAACAAUCUGCGUGGGUGUUUCGUUCACAAGAUGGCGUCGAACUGCUGCCCAUAAAAGAAGGAAGUUUCCAGCAGACGCUGGUGAUUUUUGACGAGAGUAAAUCUCCGUAUAUACAAAAACCUGGAACUGAUAUGACAGGCACCGUGUACACUAAGCACAAGCCAGAAGGAGCAGUUGAAAUAAAAACGAUUGGUUUCUACAACCCACUCAAGCAACUCAACUUCUUGUUGAAAACUAACUUCAGUCACUGUGAAUACGACAAGUGUCAAAUGGUUCACAACGUGGAAGUUGCAGACGCUGUUUUGUUUCUUGUUGCCCGUUUGACAACUGCUCCCGUUCCAACAUUUUACAGGAAACCUGGCCAACUUUGGAUCCUAAAGACUGACGAGGCACCGUCACGGUUCACCUGGUUUGAAAGUCUGGACAGAGCGGGACUACGGGACCAGUUCAACUGGACAUUGACCCACAAGCUGGACAGCGACAUCCCCAUCGUCUACAGCAAGCUCAUCCGCAACGACAUCAUACAGGAGAAGGAUUACGGAAAAAUCUUUGACGGUAAAACACGAACGGCUGCCUGGUUUGUGAGCCACUGCCCAGUCAGAUCAGACCGGUUGAUCUAUGUCCAUAAAAUGCAAAACAGGACGGACAUUGAUGUGUUUGGCAAAUGUGGCAACUACUCAUGUGGAACGGCUGAGCUAGUUCCUGGUGUCCAGAGCAUGCGUAAGAAGGAGGACAAGCAGAUGUGUUUCCCCAUCUUGACCAGCACGUACAAGUUUUACCUGGCCUUCGAGAACUCUCUGUGCCAGGAGUACAUCAGCGAGAAGUUCUUCAAGAUCUUUGACAACGUCGAUGUCGUUCCUGUCGUCAGGGGUGGGGCGGAUUACAAGCGUUACUUCCCACCUGACAUGUAUGUCGACGCCUCAGAUUUUUCCACCCCUGAAGCUCUGGCCGACUAUCUGGAUGAUCUAGGCAACGACAGAGACAGAUACAUCACCUACCUCAGGAACAAGGACAGGUACCGGAUGAUCCCCCACUUCCCUGACUGGCAGUGUCAGCUGUGUGAGAGGCUCCACACGGACCACCGGCCCCACCAGUACCACAACAUCCACCAGUGGUGGACCCACGACUCGUGCCACGACCCCAUAGACUCCCUCGCCUUUUGACCAGCCUGUCUACGUCAUCACGACCCCAUAGACUCCCUCGCAUUUUGACCAGUCUGUCUACGUCAUCACGACCCCAUAGACUCCCUCGCAUUUUGACCAGCCUGUCUACGUCAUCAAACUUCAAUUCCAGCCGUCUUGUUCAUUAAAAUUAGUGUCAUGUUUUUUUUAUAUUUAACAAUUACCACUUCAGUUUGUACACAAAAUAUAAACAAUUAUAAUUAAUCCACUGUGUUAUAACCGGUACGAUGUCUAACACAAUUAGAUGUGUAUUUUGUAAAAAAAUGUCAAACACGUUGUUACAUAAUCUUAUUUUAUUGAGUAAGUGUUUUCAUAGAAAUGUUUAAUACAUUUUCAUUUCAACAUUAUCAAGUGAGUUAGCGACACAGAGCUUUUAAAAUACUAAUACUGCGGUAACUUUGAUGUUAAAUGAUUGAAAGUCAUACGGAAAUUUGCUGUCCUACGUAGAGAGGGCGCUAUAUUCGCCACUUGGCCACGGAACACACCAACUCUACUUCACCUUCCAUGUGACUGUUGACGAUAAAACCGUGUUUUAACAUAUUUCUUUUAAAAGACCAUUUC